AUGCGCGAGCUCCGCGUGAAACACCAAAACUACGCGUGGGGCGCGCGCGGGUCGAGCGCCGUGCGCGCGCUCGCCCUCGCGAACGCGCAGCGUCACGACGACGCGCGUCCCGAAGACUUCGACGACUCGACGCCGUUCGCCGAGCUCUGGUGCGGCACGCACGCGUCUGGAAUGUCCGACGUCGUCGGGGAAGACGGCGCGCGAACGCCUUUGAUCGAGCACGUGAAAAGCGCGGCGAACGCGACGCUCGGAGAGCGCGCGGUGGCGCGAUUCGGGGACGACGUGCCGUUUUUGAUGAAAAUGCUCAGCGUCGCGCGGGCGCUGAGCGUGCAGGCGCAUCCGGACAAGGCGCUGGCGGUGAAAUUGCACGAGAGUAAUCCGGAGGCGUAUAAAGACGAUAAUCAUAAGCCCGAGAUGGCGCUGUGCGUGAGCGAGACGUUUGAGGCGAUGAGCGGGUUCGCGAACGCCGACGCGGUUUUAACGGCGACGAGGAGACACGAGGAGUUCGGAAGAGUGAUAGGGGAUGAUGAUGCGAUCGAAGCGUUGCGAAAAGCGGUAGAGAGUGGGCAGAGUAAUGAGAGUGCUGCGUUGCGCGACGCGUUCAAGCGCGUGUUCACGGCGUUGAUGACGGCGGAGAAGGGAAAAGUGGAGACGGAGCUGCGCGCGAUGGAGGCGCGCGUGCGCGACGAAGGGACGACGGCGACGUCGUCGUCGAGCGUGGAAUCGUUGUUUCUGCGGUUAUGCGAACAGUAUCCAGGUGACGUCGGCGCGUUUUGCGCGUUCGUGUUGAAUUACGUCACCCUGCGCCCCGGGGAGGCGAUUUACAUGGCGGCGAACGAGCCGCACGCCUACCUCUCGGGCGAUUGCGUCGAAGUCAUGGCGACGAGCGAUAACGUCGUGCGCGCCGGGUUGACCCCUAAAUUUCGCGACGUCCAAGUGCUGUGCGACAUGCUGACGUACAAGCUCGGCGCUCCCGAGAUAUUGACGGGCGACGUCGUCGACGCGUGCACGCGACGAUACGUCCCGCCGUUCGACGAGUUCCUCCUCGACGUCGUCACCGUCUCUCGAGGCACCGCGUACGGCGUCGUCGCCAAAUCCGGUCCGAGCGUUUGGAUCGUCCAUCGCGGUUCGUGCGCGUUCGCGUCCGCGAAGGAUUCCAAAACAUUCGCCGCCGAGCCCGGCGCCGUGUUCUUCGUCGACGCCGACGAGGAGUGCGGCGUC
Ostreococcus lucimarinus CCE9901 is the source of this 1221-nucleotide messenger RNA. RefSeq lists its product with no specific name. The annotation marks the transcript as partial. NCBI's taxonomy places the organism in Eukaryota, Viridiplantae, Chlorophyta, Mamiellophyceae, Mamiellales, Bathycoccaceae. Gene Ontology annotation, molecular function: mannose-6-phosphate isomerase activity; zinc ion binding. The record is from RefSeq and is a predicted model, not a curated record. Gene Ontology annotation, cellular component: cytosol. Gene Ontology annotation, biological process: carbohydrate metabolic process; GDP-mannose biosynthetic process. The transcript has a single exon.